Molecule: messenger RNA, 2934 nt
Organism: Xenopus laevis (African clawed frog)
Lineage: Eukaryota; Metazoa; Chordata; Amphibia; Anura; Pipidae
Gene: cyp2j6.S
Product: provisional ortholog of cytochrome P450, family 2, subfamily j, polypeptide 6 S homeolog
Exons: 9
Coding region: 182-1720 (512 amino acids)
Biological process (GO): xenobiotic metabolic process
Cellular component (GO): membrane; cytoplasm
Molecular function (GO): monooxygenase activity; iron ion binding; oxidoreductase activity, acting on paired donors, with incorporation or reduction of molecular oxygen
Source: RefSeq, a predicted model, not a curated record
AUGCAUUCAUGUGUAAAGGAGGACACCCCUUACAUGCAUAAUUAGCUGACAAUACAUAAAAAAGAUAUAAUACUGAGCAGGGUUCUCAGCUGGAAGAAAGACAACCUAGAGCCAGAGCGAAGGACGAAGCACGAAUGCUGAAACUUUAGAUUCUUUAAACUGCACUGGAAUCUUAACUUUAAUGUUGAAUAUGUCUUUUACACAGGAGACAUGGAGUUUGCAGCAGAUCCUCCUGGCAUUUUUGGUCUGUGUUAUUGCUGUUAAGUACAUAAAGAUGAGAUGGGCAGCAAGGAGCCUUCCUCCUGGGCCCACUCCACUACCACUCAUAGGGAACCUAUGGGCCCUGCAGUUCAAAUUGCAUCCAAAGACACUUCGAAAAAUAGCUGUAUCGUAUGGGGAUAUCUACACAUUAUGGUUGGGUCACACCCCACUUGUAGUGUUGAGCGGGUGCAGAUCUGUAAGGAAUGGCCUCAUCUCCCAUUCUGAGGAGCUUUCAGGACGCCCUGUUGAUGGCCUUAUGCAGGCUCUCACAAAUGAAAGAGGAAUUGGAUCUACUAAUGGCCACACCUGGAAACAGCAGAGGCGAUUUGGACUGAUGACUUUAAGGAACCUGGGACUUGGGAAACGUGGAUUGGAAUCCAGGAUCCAAGAAGAGGCUCAGUGUCUGGUGGAGUCCUUAGCUGCCAAGAAUGGAGAACCAGUUAACCCUUCGGAUCUCAUUGUCCAUGCUGUGGCAAAUGUAAUUUCUGCUGUGGUAUUUGGGCACCGUUUCUCUAUUGAAGAUCCCACAUUCCAGGAAAUGGUUAGAUGCAACGGCUGUAUAGUUACAAACUUGGGCACAGCUUGGGGAAGGAUCUAUGAUGCUUUUCCUUGGCUCAUGCGAUAUGUACCAGGUCCACAUCAAAGCUCCUUUGCUGCUAUGGCUUAUCUGACAACAUUUAUAAAGAAGGAAAUAAAGUUGCAUGAAUUGAACGGCCCAAACGAACAACCUCAAGAUCUAAUUGAAUACUACCUGGCACAGAUUGCAAAGACUAAACUUGAGCCUGACACCACAUUUGAUGAGGCCAACAUGAUUCAGAUGGUGAUUGAUCUGUUUAUAGCUGGCACCGAGACUACAGCCACAAGUCUUCAGUGGGCUUUGCUAUACAUGGUGGCGUUUCCUGAAAUACAAAAUUUUUUUUCUAAAGGCAAGUGGAUUGUCACUCUUACAGAGAAGGUGCAGGAAGAGUUGGAUACAGUUCUUGAUGGUUCUCAGCUGGCUUAUUAUGAAGACAAGAAAAGACUUCCGUUCACCAAUGCAGUCAUUCAUGAGGUUCAGCGUUAUGGGAACAUUGCAUCUGUGGGUAUGCUCAGAAGUUGUAUAAGGAAAGUUACCGUUAAUGGCUAUCAGUUAGAGAAGAAUACAAUGGUUUUGCCAAACUUGGACUCUGUACUGCAUGACCAACAUCAGUGGGAGACCCCUUACAAAUUCAACCCUAACCACUUUUUGGACAAGAACGGAAACUUUUGUACAAGUGAGGCAUUUCUGCCAUUCUCUGCAGGGCACAGGGUAUGUUUGGGAGAACAACUGGCCCGCUUUGAGCUGUUCAUAUUCUUCACCACUCUUCUCCACAGAUUCAACAUUGAGCUGCCAGAAGGAAUAACAGAAGUCAACACAAAAUAUGUUUUUAAGAUGACACUGCAGCCGCAUCCCUAUGAAAUUUGUGCUGUCCCCCGUUAAAUGCCAUUAUACAAUCUACCUGUGUUAUUCUUCUGUGAAAGAUGUUCGGGUUAUUCAAGAUGUCGUCUUGAAAAAUUAGCCUUAAUUCGUAUGGUUAAACCAGUCUACACAUCUGUGAUAUGUCUAGGCAAUCUUAGCAUCCCUGCUUCAUUUUCUAGUCCUGAAAGCAGCACAAAAAUAGAUCAUUUAAGAUACAGACGUAUAUAUUAUUCUGUUAAUCCAGAUUUAAGUGACUUGCAUGAAUAUACAUAUGUUAAGAGAGUGAUGGACUGUAUUCACAAAUGAACUACCCAUGUUUUAUAUCUUAUUAUAUGUACUUUUUUUGAACAUAACAAUUUAGGGAUCUAAAGGAUUCUGGGGUUUUCGGUUCAAGAUCCCUCUUUGGAAUCCAGCAUUUAAGGAACCCCUUAUAUCUUGUCACUCUGCUGUAAAUGUUCAUUAACCAUCAGUAUCAGACUAUCAUUCACCCCAUAUCUUAUCCAUUAAAACUAGGCAACCCCCUCCAACACUUUAGGUUUCCCUGGUGGGGUAGCCUCAUGGUUUAGGAACCUCUAAGUUAUGUCAACAACUGGUUUCUGAUAAGUAGCCACUGUAAUUAAAUAUUCUUAUGAAGGUAGGUAGCAUCUGAUCCAGAAUGCCUGAUGGGAUUGCUAACGUACAAGAGAAGGGACAACUAUGUGAAUAUAAAUAUAUCCUUCAUUUUUUCUUAAACUGAGUAUCUUGCAAUGCAAUAUAAUGGUGUAGUAGGAUUCUUAUCUCAAUGAUAUAAGAUUCUAAAAGCUAUUGGCUUUUAGGUUCAAGCUCCCUCUUUGCAGUCCAGCAUAUAAGGAACCCCUUAAAUCCUCACAUUCUGCUGUAAAUAUUCCAUGAUCACGAGCAGACUAGCCUCCCUCCAGAGCUGAUCCAUUUAAUGUGGCCUCGCCCUCUCUACACCUUUAGGUCCCCUGGUGGUGCAACCUCAAGGUUAAUACAUAGUAAUGUCAACAACUGGUUACUUAGUAGCAGGCAUUGUAAUAAAAUAAUAUGAAGGUAGGUGAAAUCUGAACUCUGAUGCCAGGGCAUGGGAUUGCUAUCAUACAAGAGAAGGGACAACUAACUGAAUGUAAAAUUUUCUUAAACUGAAUAUCUAGCAAAACAGUUUAAUUGUCAAAAAAGUUUUAUAUAUUGUAGCCUCUGGAUGCAUGUAUCCUUUAAUAAAGUAUUUUUAAACAACA